GUCGGGCCGAGUUAGUCGACUAUUGGUAGUCUGUGAGUCUGGAGGUGGGCCGACCACCGCUGAACCGAGCUCCACGCAGCUCGGUCGCGCUCGGUCGGCAGUCGGACCCAGUCGGCCGUUCAACGAUCGUCGUUCUUCGUAUAGUUUGCCGUUAGCUCGUAGUCGCUCUUUUCGACCUCCUUCGAACGCUUUUCUUCUCUCCUCUCUCUCUCUCUCUCUCUCUCUCUCUCUCUCUCUCUCUUUCUUUCUCUAUCUCUCUCUCUCUCUCUCUCUCUCUCUCUCUCUCUCCGUCAGUCGAUCCACGGUCUGCGCAACGCGUACGCCCGACUCCCCUUUCUUUUUCCGAUCGCACACCCGGCGAAAAUCCCCACCGCGCUAUGUGACGGAUAUCACGGGGCACUCGGUGUGUACCCCGCCCGCUAUAUAUUAUUACUCCCUUCCCAUCCUCUUUCUCUAUCUCUCUCACACUAGCUCGCUCGCUCGCUUCCCCUUCACCUCUCUUGUACCCAUCUCUACCGAGGCGGUCGGUCGUGCGAAAAAGAGAGUGACAGAAGGAGAGGAGCGUGGUGUAUGCGUGUGCGUGCGUGCGUUUGUUCUGCGAGUGCGUGUAGUACAUGCUGGUGGUGGUGGUGUGGUAGUGGUAGUGGUGGUGGUAGUAGUAGUAGAGUAGUAGUAGUAGUAGUGGCUGAGACGUGCGCGUGCGAGACAAGAGAGAGAGAGAUAGGUCGAGCGUGAAUGCUCGUAUAAGCGAGCGAGAGCAAGAGAGAGAUAGAUAGAGCACACACACACUCUCGUCUCGUCUCGUUUCGUCUCGUCUCGUUUCUUCUCGUCUCGUCUCGUCCCGUCCCGUCGCGUCUCGUCUCGUCCCGUCUCGUCUCGUCGUCUCGUUUUGUCGUAACCAUCGGUCGUAACUAUCGGUCGUAAGCAACGAACGCACGCACGCACGCACGCACGCACGCAAAUACGCAUUCACGCACGAACUUACGCACGGCCGACAAACGAAGGGGGGGCCACGAGGGCCCCGUUUGAAAUCCUGGAGGCAGCGAAAGAUGGAGUGCCCGCACCUAGCUCAGAGCGUCCGACUCGGUGCUAACGACGUUGAAACGACCUGCACGAAGGAUUUGCCGUUCGUCUGCGCAGUAUGCGGUACCGAGAAAAGUACGUGGCUCUGUUUGCAUUGCGGAGCAGUACAUUGUGGAAGGUAUGUCGCCGGACACGCGUUGCAGCAUCACGAGAAGAAUACUCAGCAUUGCGUGUGCAUCGAUUGUGAAAACCUCUCGGUCUUCUGUUACACGUGCGAUGAAUACGUGAUAAACGACACGACGAGCGGGCAGAUAGAAAAGAUACGUCAAAUAAUCUUUCGGAAGGAUGAACACAAGGAGAAUGAUGAGAGUUGGAGUACAACGCCGGCAACGACGCCGUCGUCUAGACGAGAAAGCAGCGAGGAUAACGACGCCGAUGCACUUUGGAAGGCCGAAGUGGUCGUGAGAAAUUUACGGCCAAGAACGGCAAGGAAAAGGUUGCAUUCGUUAGACGGUACUAGCGGGGACAAUAGGCCAGCGACUAAGCGUAGAAGCUCGAAGAUAACCAAAGAGAAGAAGGUCGUCGGCCUGAGGAAUCUCGGGAACACUUGUUUCAUGAACGUCGUACUCCAAUCGUUCAACAACAUCAGCCACUUUUGCGAAUACCUCACACAAAUGCCGUGCCUCGAGGGCAUAGCUUUCGACCCGUCGGAACCACCAACUCACAGAGGUCGCAUCGUUACACCAGGAAGAGCAAAGGAACUUAUGAGUGAUGCUCUUCUUGCCGAAGAAUUACGAAAGGUUCUUCUUGGUUUGAGCCUCGGUGGUUCCAAUGGUCAAGCCAUCUCCCCGGAGUGUCUCUUCCUCGUCAUAUGGAAAGUCGUGCCACGAUUUAGGGGUUACCAACAACAGGACGCUCAUGAGUUUCUCACCUACAUGCUCGAUAGAUUGCACACAGAAUUGUUACAACUAUUACCUAGGCUUGGACACGAGCCUCUUGGUUUACGUGGAAAGCAGAGCAUCGUUACCGCCGUUUUUGGAGGCACUCUCCUCAGCGUGGUCCACUGCAUGAAUUGCCGCACGGACUCGAAGACGCACGAACCCUUCCAGGAUCUCUCGUUGGAUAUACCGGACAGAUUGCAACGACGUACGAAGGAACAGGAAGAGGUCUGUAGUCUCACCUACAGUCUCACAAGAUUCUUCAAGGUCGAGGAACUGGCCGACAGCGAGUUAUACUUUUGCGAUAAUUGUAUGGGGAAACAACGAUCCACCAAGAGGUUCUGGAUACAUAGGCUGCCUAACGUGUUGUGCCUUCACAUUAAAAGAUUUAGGUGGUGUAAUUCCUAUCGUUCGAAGGUGGACACACAGGUGGACUUUCCGAUGGAAUCUCUCGAUAUGUCGGCGUUCACCGUGCGCGGCGUUACCGGUAUGAAGUUGGGCGCUCAAAACAGUCAUCUUUACGACUUGGCUGCCGUAAUCGUUCAUCAUGGUUCAGGUGCCGGGACAGGACAUUACACCGCUUUUGCCGUGCACGACGGUCAGUGGUUCCACUUCAACGACAGUUCGGUGCGUCCAGCGAGCACCGACGCUGUCGCAAAGUGCAAGCCUUACAUUUUGUUUUACGUACGAAAGGAGUUCUCCAUUCCGCCACCGUUGUGACAUAAUUUAACCGAGAAAUCUCGUAACGGUGACAAGAGUCUCGACGAAGAAACGCGAACGCACGAGCAACGAACGGAUGUGCUCGACGACGAGGAGGCCCGUGAUCGAUGAACACCUGGGCGAUCGAACGUCGACGAAAAUUAACCGAGAAGUCCGAAAUGGAGUAUCAGCUCUAAAAAGGAAAACGGAGACGUCCUUAUUCACCCGAAUCUUACGAAUUUAUUCGAGCUUUAACACGGAAAAAAAAGCAUCUCUCGGUCACGUAUCUCGUCGUCUUGGUCUAUCUCCUUUCGACGAACCAUAAAUUAUUAAAGCAAUGUGAAAACUCGCAAAUAGAAACUCGUCGGUCGUCGUAUUCUCGUCAUUAAGAGUGAUGAAACGCGUACAACGAGUUAGAUGAUUAAAAUUGGAAGUUUCCUCGUCGUGUAGGUUGUCGUCGUGACGUUGUUAUUAGCGCGUGCGAACGGCCACACCCGUACGAGAACUAAUUAGCACGGCGUGCGGACGCAUCGUUUCGACGACGCGAGAGUUCGUACGCGUUAAAGCCAAAAUAUAAGAUAGCCGCUAUUUCCAAGUUAUCGUGCCAGGUUUUACUGUACUCUAUCCUUCUUCUAUAUCUCCAAUCUAUCGUGCAUUUGAGCUCGCCACAGGAAAAACAAGGAGAGAGGGAGAGAAAGAAAGAAAAAGUUUCGUUGUUCUCGAAACUAUGUAAAUUCUACGUAAUAUCAUAGUCGCUCAAAUAUAUCGCGUAUGUACGUACACGAACGCAUAGCACGGCGAUCGAUAUGCCUGCGCCUGCGGUGGAUGAUGCGCAACCCUCCCCUAAAAAAAAAAAAAAAAAAAAAAAGGAGGAGAGAGAGAGAGAGAGAGAGAGAGGAAAAUAAAAGAAAACGACAGAUGGAAGAAGUUGAAUAUGAGGAAGGAAAAAAAUAUUAACGAUAGAACGCGUGCAUUUCAGAAGCAUAAGAAAUCCGUACCUGUGUAAUAUAUGUAUAAUCCUAUGAUGUAACAUCGUUUUACGGCUAACGUUCAUUGUUCAUCCGACGAGUACGAAUUUGCGAUCGAUCGAAACGUAAUUGUAACGUUACGAGCGGCCAAGGAAGCCUCCCCUUUCCUUUCUCAGGGACGUCGAAGGAAGAAAAACUCAAGACGGAUCAGCGGGAUCGCAUUCCCUUUAGCGUCGAUUUUCUUACUUUAUGCCAGGGAUCUUUGCGGUCGUCGACCGUCGUCUUGGGUUGGAUCUAUUCGAUCGAAUCCGAUUGUCGAGAUCUAGUUGUUUGCACGUUUGCGAUUAUUCUCGCCGAUCUAUCGAGAUCGACGGUUCUCGAUGGAUAGAUAAAAAUCUCUUUUACAGACAUUAGAGCUGUUAUUUAUAUGUAAGAGAUUUUUUCAAUGCAUAAAUAGGGCCAGCCAUUUAAUCGGCUGUCGAAUAAAAACGGCAUGUUAUUCGAAAUUUUUCUUAACCGAUGCGAAUUUUCUAUUCAGCCAUAUAAAAAUAUACGUAUAGACAGAUACACGCGCGCGCGCGAGAGACGCAUUUACACUUACGCAUUCGAAACACCUUGUACGAAUGUUUCCUAACUUUUUUCCUUAUACCUACCUUUCUAUUCCUUGCGCUUUUUCUUCUGUCCCUUCGCUCCCUUCCGCCGACCCUGUCCACUCUAUUAUCCCUCUCUAUUUUCCAAUCCACUCAACCUCAUCCCUUAAAAGGCUCGACGACUCUUAUGUGAUUAUUUAAAGACUUAUUUUUUCUAUAACGAUAACGAUAAUAACGAUAAUAAGUUAAAAGCGUAGCGAAGAAACGUUUUAUUAAGGCGAUAACUCGAUAAUGCGCAUUCUUCGGGAAAGACUCUCACGUAUGAAACAUGGGUUGGAAGAAAUCAAGCGUGUAAACAAUAUUAUUGAGAACAAAUGAGACAUGUACGAACGACGAAUAAAUAAAAAAAAAAAAAAAAAA
Vespa velutina is the source of this 4638-nucleotide messenger RNA. RefSeq names its product ubiquitin carboxyl-terminal hydrolase 3-like. Bases 1050 to 2681 code for a protein of 543 amino acids. Gene Ontology annotation, cellular component: cytoplasm. The record is from RefSeq and is a predicted model, not a curated record. Lineage: Eukaryota; Metazoa; Arthropoda; Insecta; Hymenoptera; Vespidae. Gene Ontology annotation, biological process: protein deubiquitination. The transcript is spliced from 6 exons. Gene Ontology annotation, molecular function: zinc ion binding; cysteine-type deubiquitinase activity.